Messenger RNA from Myotis davidii, 1139 nucleotides. It is a transcript of the gene MXD3, whose product is annotated as MAX dimerization protein 3. Gene Ontology annotation, molecular function: protein dimerization activity; RNA polymerase II cis-regulatory region sequence-specific DNA binding; DNA-binding transcription factor activity, RNA polymerase II-specific. The record is from RefSeq and is a predicted model, not a curated record. Lineage: Eukaryota; Metazoa; Chordata; Mammalia; Chiroptera; Vespertilionidae. The transcript has 6 exons. The coding region runs from base 123 to 740 and encodes 205 amino acids. Gene Ontology annotation, biological process: regulation of transcription by RNA polymerase II.
GGGGCCUCCGAGGGCGGGGCUGGGCGCCUGUGUUUGUUGCACCGUGUCAGUUACAUUGUAACAAAAGUGCUGCCGCUCCUCCAGCUCGCACUCAGGCCCGCCCGCCACCAGCUGUCGCCGACAUGGAAUCCGUGGCCAGCAACAUCCAGGUCCUGCUGCAGGCGGCCGAGUUCCUGGAACGCCGCGAGAGAGAGGCUGAGCACGGAUACGCGUCCCUGUUCCCGCACCGAAGUCCAGGCCCCGUCCACAGAAAGAGGAAGGGAUCCCCCCAAGCUCUUGGCGCGUUGGACAGUGGGCGGUCUGUGCACAACGAGCUGGAGAAGCGCAGGAGGGCCCAGCUGAAGCAGUGCCUGGAGCAGCUGAAGCAGCAGAUGCCCCUGGGGGCUGACUGUGCCCGAUACACCACACUGAGCCUUCUGCGCCGGGCCAGGAUGCACAUCCAGAAGCUGGAGGAGCAGGAGCAGCGGGCCCAGAGGCUCAAGGAGCAGCUGCGCAGCAAGCAGCAGAGCCUGCAGCAGCAGCUGGAGCAGCUCCGGGCGCCGGUGGGGGCUGGUGAACGGGAGCGGCUGCGGGCAGAUAGCCUGGACUCCUCAGGCCUCUCCUCUGAGCGUUCGGACUCAGACCAAGAGGAGCUGGAGGUGGACGUGGAGAGCGUGGUGUUCGGGGGUGAGGCCGAGCUGCUGCGGGGCUUCAGUGCGGGCCAGGAGCACAGCUACUCACACAGCGGCGCCUGGCUAUGACCCUUGCCACCCUAGAGCGUGCCUCUGCCCUCAGACCACCCUCUGCUCCACUCAGCCGGGCAGGAGCCCUCCCCAAGCCUCAACGGCUGCUCAGUCACCUCCUGUUGGAAUGGACUAAAAGGACCUUGGCGUGGGAGCCCGUGCACCUCCUGCCCCUACGCUGGCUGCUGCAGUGCCUCCGGGGAAAGAGGGGAGGGGGCCUGGCCUCCCCUGAGCCCAGCACGACAGGCAGCUUAGGCCUGGGCCACUCUUCCAGGCCUUUUUUGUAGCACUUGGUUCUGUUGUCCCCACAGGGACAGGAGGCCUCUUGGGCCCAUCUCCACAUUUCUUCCUAGACAAGGCCCCCUGGCCUUUGCCCCAUAGAUACUGUACAGUGUUUUCAUUAAAAGGCUUUCAUCA